This is a messenger RNA of Salvia splendens (bonfire salvia), 1595 nucleotides long. RefSeq names its product syntaxin-81. Bases 490 to 1440 code for a protein of 316 amino acids. Gene Ontology annotation, cellular component: membrane; endoplasmic reticulum; SNARE complex. NCBI's taxonomy places the organism in Eukaryota, Viridiplantae, Streptophyta, Magnoliopsida, Lamiales, Lamiaceae. The transcript has 8 exons. Gene Ontology annotation, biological process: retrograde vesicle-mediated transport, Golgi to endoplasmic reticulum. The record is from RefSeq and is a predicted model, not a curated record.
AACUGCAUUUCAAAUCCAUAGGCUGUAGUUGGCAAUAGCUUGUAGCACUCUCGUCGAACGAGAGCCUUCGUGGCCGCUGGUAUAUGCCCCCUCCAUGCCGUUGGAUAAUUUUUCCACUGCCAGUGCAUGCGGUCAAUAAUGCCAAAUAUAUCGGGGGAAUCGUGGCAUGCUUUGUGAGGACAAAUCAAUUGUUGGGAGCCGUGGGUUGUGAGCGCGCUCAGGUAUUUUGCAUAGAAUGCCUUGCAAAUGUCAUUACAGAAUCAUUUUAAGGAUUCACUGCCAGUGAACUCGGCGAUGUGCAAGUACUCGUUGAACAUAUUAGAACUUUUAUCAGUCGCGAACUAUCAGAGGGUUGAUGCACACUUAUAGUGCCGAAAGCCCUUGGCUACCAAUUCCGUCCGACCAUUGUUGGAAGUAUUUUUCUCGAGCCGCCAAGAUUUCCCCCAAAUCAGACGGCCACUCUGCCCCCGCUAAAUAGGAGUUGAAGGCAUGGCAAAAGCCAGAGAUAGAACUGAGGAUUUUAAGGAUGCUGCGCGCCGAGCAGCACUAAAUUUGGAAUAUGAUGAGGCCAAAAUUGUAGCGAUAAUGGCAUCUUUUAUUAUGCAUAAAUCUUUGGAAAGGUCAAUAUUCACCAAAGCUGCACUGAAAACGCUUGAAAGUAUUAGAGCAUUAGAGCAGUUCCUCUUGAAGCAUAAAAAGGAUUAUGUAGAUGUACACCGAAUUACUGAAAAAGAGAGGGAUAGCAUCGAGCAUGAGGUUACAGUUUUCAUCAAAGCCUGCAAAGAGCAAAUAGAUGUUCUCAAGAAUAGCAUAAAUAACGAGGAAGCCAAUUCAAAGGGAUGGCUUGGUAUAAGGAGUGACAGUUCAAAUGCAGAUACCAUAGCUCACAAACAUGGAGUGGUAUUAAUCUUAAGUGAAAAGCUUCACUCAGUAACAUCCCAAUUUGAUCAGCUUCGAGCUGUACGCUUUCGAGACGCCAUCAAUCGGGUGACACCAAGAAGAAAACUCAAGCCGAAAGGCCCUACUGUUGCAGAGAGCUCAACUUCUGGAAACAUUGACUCCAGGGAAGUAAGCAAUACAGGAAUCAGGCAGACAGAUGAUGCUCAAGCACAGCCAAUUAGAUUCCAGCAACAGUACUUAGAUGAUGAGACACACGCUCUUCAGGUAGAGUUAGCUACCAUGUUAGACGCUGUUCAAGAUACAGAGACAAAGAUGGUGGAAAUGUCUGCACUGAACCACCUCAUGUCUACUCAUGUUUUGCAACAAGCCCAACAGAUAGAAUUUCUGUACGAGCAGGCAGUUGAGGCUACAAAUAAUGUGGUGCUUGGUAAUAAAGAGCUGUCGCAAGCCAUCCAAAGGAAUAGCAGUAGCAGAACAUUUCUUUUGCUCUUUUUAUUUGUCCUUACCUUUUCAGUUCUCUUUCUUGAUUGGUAUAGCUGAUUUACAUUUUUUUCCUAUUUUUCUAUAUUUCAAAUGGUAUGGCUGAAUUAGACACAAUUGAUUGUCCAUGUUAUACGAAAUUGUACUGGAGUAGGACAUAAAUUUAAGUACAGUACUUUAUAUGAAUUUGCACAGUAUCCCGGUUUUUUAUUUCA